AUGGCUACUUCUGUGUUCGAUGCUGCGAAAUUGCCCUAUUCUGUCCGUCAGGAUUGGUCCGAUCUGACACCCAUCCCACAACAUGAACCAGGGUUUGCCCCGCUGUGUCCUAUCAUGUAUAGCAACGAAUAUCGUGAUGCCAUGGACUACUUUCGCGCGCUCGUACAAGCCGGCGAGCAUUCAAAGCGUGGCCUGGAGCUUACUGAACACCUGAUAAAUCUUAACCCGGCUCAUUAUUCUGUGUGGCAAUACCGUUGGGAGACCUUGCUCGAGCUUAAUUCGCCACUUGAAGAGGAACUGGAAUGGUCAGACGAGGUUGUACGGAGAUUUAUCAAGAACUAUCAAGGAUGGCACCAUCGCCGACUUUUGAUCACUAAACUACGCAAUCCGAAAAGUGAACUUUCCUUCAUCAGCGCAGCACUUAAACAAGACUCUAAGAACUAUCAUACUUGGGCCUACCGACAGUGGCUACUUGCUGAAUUCAAUCUUCCCGAACUAUGGGCGGGCGAGUUGGGAUACGUUGAAGAACUCUUAGAUGAAGACUUUCGUAAUAACUCAGCGUGGCAUCAUCGAUAUUUCCUGGUUUUCGGAAGUGGCGUUAGGCAGGGCGAAGAGGAUCGCGAAGCCAUCAUCCGACGUGAACUCACAUUCACGAAACAGAAGAUUGCUAUUGCUCCAAAUAAUCCUUCAGCGUGGAACUAUCUACGUGGUGUUCUCGAGCAUGGGCGCCUGCCGUUCUCUAACGAGAGACUAUUCGUGGAACUGUAUGUCGUAUCAAAGGAACCUAGUGAUCCACUUGUUCCUCGGUCUACGCUUUCCGAAGCUGCAGAUGAUGUAGUGGACCUGGAUAACCCUGGGCCGUCAGCACAGGCCGAAUUACCCGUGCCUCUAGCGAUAGAAUUCUUAGGAGACAUUGCUGAGGAAGAGGGCGACAAGGAAAAGGCCAUUGGUCUUUUCAAGUCCCUGGCUACUAAAUAUGACAUCACCCGGAAAAGGCGAGUGAUUCAAUAG
Messenger RNA from Rhizoctonia solani, 1011 nucleotides. Its product is annotated as protein farnesyltransferase/geranylgeranyltransferase type-1 subunit alpha. Gene Ontology annotation, molecular function: CAAX-protein geranylgeranyltransferase activity; protein farnesyltransferase activity. Lineage: Eukaryota; Fungi; Basidiomycota; Agaricomycetes; Cantharellales; Ceratobasidiaceae. The record is from RefSeq and is a predicted model, not a curated record. The coding region runs from base 1 to 1011 and encodes 336 amino acids. Gene Ontology annotation, biological process: protein farnesylation; protein geranylgeranylation. Gene Ontology annotation, cellular component: cytoplasm; CAAX-protein geranylgeranyltransferase complex; protein farnesyltransferase complex. The transcript is spliced from 6 exons.